This is a messenger RNA of Terrapene triunguis (Three-toed box turtle), 2493 nucleotides long. Its product is annotated as beta-galactosidase-like. The transcript is spliced from 18 exons. The record is from RefSeq and is a predicted model, not a curated record. Bases 1 to 2277 code for a protein of 758 amino acids. Lineage: Eukaryota; Metazoa; Chordata; Testudines; Emydidae. Gene Ontology annotation, cellular component: vacuole. Gene Ontology annotation, molecular function: beta-galactosidase activity. Gene Ontology annotation, biological process: carbohydrate metabolic process.
AUGACUUUAGCUGGCACCAUUGCAGUAAACAGGCUAGCAACAUAUGGGUCUGGGUUGCUUCAGGAAGCCAGUAGUAGCUGUGCUCUCUGUGCCUUUGAUACCUGCCAGAAACGCCUGAUCCUGAUGAGGAGGAGGAGAAAGAAGAAGACUGAGGCAGACGUAUUCUACAAGAUCCUGCCAGACAGUGCUGCAUCGGACCAUGAACAAAGGGCUCGGAGAGCCUGUACGACCAACAGCAUGGAGAAAGACACAGGGGACAGGAAAAAGGCCCAGGAGUCCAAGCAGGAUAAGGAGUGGGAAAUGCAAUUCUUCUGGGUGAUUUCCACUGACUCCUUUGCGGAGCAGUUGGUGGUGUUCAGGGUUCGCUACUUGAAUGCACCCCAGAGGAGUUUUGGGAUCGAUUAUGACAAGAACUACUUCCUCAAGGAUGGGAAACCAUUUCGCUACAUCUCGGGCAGCAUUCAUUACUCCCGUGUGCCCCGGUACUAUUGGAAAGACCGUCUGUUGAAGAUGAAGAUGGCGGGGCUUGAUGCUAUUCAAACGUACGUGCCAUGGAACUACCAUGAAUUCAAACCAGGAGUAUAUAACUUCUCUGGUGACCGAGAUAUAGAAUAUUUCCUGCAGCUAGCUAAUGAAAUUGGCUUGUUGGUAAUACUAAGAGCUGGACCUUAUAUCUGCGCAGAAUGGGACAUGGGGGGUCUUCCAGCAUGGUUAUUAGAGAAAGAAUCUAUUGUUCUCCGAUCUUCUGAUUUAGAUUACUUGGCAGCUGUAGAAAGGUGGAUGGGUGUCUUGUUACCCAAAAUGAAGCCUCAUCUCUAUCAGAAUGGAGGGCCAGUUAUUAUGGUGCAGGUUGAAAAUGAAUAUGGAAGCUACUUUGCCUGUGAUUACGAUUACCUUCGUUACCUUCAGAAGCUCUUCCAUCACCAUCUUGGAGAUGAGGUGGUACUGUUUACAACAGAUGGGGCAAGCAAACAUUACUUGAGAUGUGGAGCUCUGCAGGGUCUUUAUGCAACGGUGGACUUUGCACCAGGUGGUAAUGUCACAGCAGCAUUUUUAACUCAAAGAGGCAGUGAACCCAGAGGCCCCUUGGUAAACUCUGAGUUCUACACUGGCUGGCUGGAUCACUGGGGUCACCCUCAUUCUGUUGUGCCAACAAAUAGGAUAGCUAAAACUCUUGAUGAAAUCCUGGCACGUGGCGCUAACGUUAACAUGUACAUGUUUAUAGGUGGAACCAAUUUUGCCUAUUGGAAUGGGGCAAACAUGCCAUAUUCAUCACAGCCUACUAGUUAUGACUAUGACGCUCCACUGAGUGAAGCAGGGGACCUCACUGACAAAUAUUUUGCUCUGAGAGAAGUCAUUGGUAGGUAUAAUCACUUACCUGAGGGCCCUAUCCCGCCAACAACACCCAAAUAUGCAUAUGGGCGAGUGACAAUGGAGAAGCUAGGCACAGUAGCAGAGCUUCUUAAUGACCUGUCACCCUCUGGGCCAAUAAGAAGCACUUACCCCUUAACCUUUGUUCAGCUGCAGCAGUAUUUUGGGUUUGUGCUGUACAGGACUACCCUGCCAAAAAAUUGUAGUGAGCCAACACCACUCUUUUCGCCUUUAAACGGAGUCCACGACCGUGCCUAUGUCUCUGUAGAUGGGGUUCCUCAGGGAGUCCUUGAAAGAGGCAAAUCAUACACGAUAAAUAUAACCGGGAAGGCUGGAUCAAAUCUGGAUGUGUUGGUAGAAAACAUGGGUCGAGUAAACUAUGGUAGAUACAACAAUGACUUUAAGGGUCUAGUGUCAAAUUUAUCUCUUGGCCAAGUUACACUCAUUGACUGGGAGAUCUACCCCCUAGACAUAGACAGUGUGGUGGGCCAUGGCCUAAAUAGCAGAGGUGAUGAAUCAAAAACAUCUGGUGGUAAUCCCUCAAGAGAUGCAGCUCCUGCUUUUUACACUGGCAGAUUUUCUAUUCCCAGUGGAAUCCCCGAUUUACCCCAAGACACCUAUAUCAAGUUUCCUGGCUGGACAAAGGGACAAAUUUGGAUCAAUGGCUUUAACCUCGGUCGUUACUGGCCAGUUCGUGGUCCUCAAGUGACCCUAUUUGUUCCAAGCAACAUCCUCGUUUCGUCGUCACCGAACAAUAUCACAGUGUUGGAGCUGGAGCAGUCUCCUUGUGGCAUUCAGAAAUGUGCCAUAGAAUUUGUAGACAAACCUGAUAUCAAUGCAACACUGCAGUAUGAAAACAACACCCGGAAGCUGUUCACUAAAGAUUUAUGGCUGGACCCUCUAUGAUUAUUUAGGAAUGUGUCCCCUUACCUUCUCCUGUUUUUCUACCCCACACCCUCAAAUCCUACAUUCUUCGCAGGGAAAAUCAGUGUUAAAAAUCGAUUAGUAUGUUUAACUGUGGAAAUUUUUUCAAAGCACUGAAAGCAUAGCUGUUUACUAACAAGAGAUACUAAAUACAGGGUCUCCUUUAAAAGUGAAGAUUCUAGCCUUAGAGUAAGUUGU